Molecule: messenger RNA, 801 nt
Organism: Paramuricea clavata
Lineage: Eukaryota; Metazoa; Cnidaria; Anthozoa; Malacalcyonacea; Plexauridae
Source: the annotation of a GenBank genome assembly
AUGGAAUAUAUAAGGGACGGAUGUCGGGAAAAUGGUGAGGUAUGCAAGAAAUGUAGUGAAAAGGACUGGGUUGGACCCAGGUUCUCCAGAGUCCCUGCCCUGUAUCCAGAUCCUGAUAAGCCAGGGCAUUAUAUGAGUGUUUUCAACACACUAACCACAGACAAUAACAGGCAGUUAAGGGAAGUGGAUGAUGUCGCUCCCAGGGCAGUGAUAAAGCGUCUAUAUAAAGCUGGCACGAUCUCAUCGGACAAUGUCGAACAACUUAAAGACGUAUCCAGUCGCUAUUGUGUUGAAGAGAAGGAUGUCGCAUCAUAUGUUAAACACCUUGAAGGGUUGAAAAUGAUGUCUGCUAUCAGGGAAAACGAAAGAAGAAAAAAACGAGAAAAAGAGUGCAGCAAAACUUAUGAGGACUACGAUUGGAAUACCCUCAUUGAUUCAGGAAAACUAAAUUCAUUAAAAGUGAUGGAACUUGACAAGUACCUUAAGAGACACGACCUGUCCACUAUCGGAAAAAAAGAGGAUAAAAUCAAACAAAUUAAAGCAGAUUUCUACAUAAAUAGGACCAACGACGCAGCCAUUGAUGCAGAAACUUCAGAUGAUGAUACUUUGUCAGGAGAUGGUGAAUCCGAUUCUGACGAUGAUGAAGUACUUCAGAUAAUUCCAGAAGGCGAUGAAGACGACAAUUCAACUGAGGGAAUGUCUGAGGAUUCUGAUGAAGAAAUUGCAAAUUUGCCAACGAUACGCAGCAGAAGAGCAGCUAGUUUUCCACAUGCAAGAUACGAAGACUAUUAUGUUUAUUAA